This is a messenger RNA of Bipolaris zeicola 26-R-13, 561 nucleotides long. RefSeq lists its product as uncharacterized. The coding region runs from base 1 to 561 and encodes 186 amino acids. The record is from RefSeq and is a predicted model, not a curated record. The transcript has 3 exons. Lineage: Eukaryota; Fungi; Ascomycota; Dothideomycetes; Pleosporales; Pleosporaceae.
AUGGGUGCCGAGAACUCGAAACCCUCGUCUGAGGUCAAGCAGCAUGUCUUCUCCCCAGAUCACCCCGUCAGCUUCUCCAAUGAGCUGGUCGGCUCGCUGCAGAAGAAUCCUUUCACAGACUCGGCACGGUCAAGACAAUUGGAACUUCAGUACCAGGAACGUCUGACAGCUGAACUCGAAAAACUGCGCGCCCAAGAGAUUCAGAACUUCAACAAGAUCAGCGAAACCUUGUCGGACGAGAUCCAGCAACCCAGCGAGCCCUCGCUUGUCGAGAAGAUUCAAGAUGCCACAUCCAGCAGCUCCACGCUCGCUGAAAAGCAGAGGCAAAAGGACAUGAGCAGGGACAGCGUCACCAAGGAGAUUGAGCGCCUCAAGGCCAAGCUCGAGCAGAGAAAGAAGCUGGAGCAGGCUGACGCCGACGUGACAAAGGCAAAGGAGGCCGUGGUCGCGUGCCUGAGGACCCACGACCGCCGCCCGCUGGACUGCUGGAAGGAGGUGGAGGCUUUCAAGCACGAGGUCGGCCGGCUGGAGAAGGAGUUCGUGCACAAGACAAUCUCAUGA